Osmerus eperlanus (European smelt) is the source of this 2987-nucleotide messenger RNA. RefSeq names its product zinc finger protein 271-like. The transcript has 2 exons. The record is from RefSeq and is a predicted model, not a curated record. Gene Ontology annotation, molecular function: DNA-binding transcription factor activity, RNA polymerase II-specific; RNA polymerase II cis-regulatory region sequence-specific DNA binding. NCBI's taxonomy places the organism in Eukaryota, Metazoa, Chordata, Actinopteri, Osmeriformes, Osmeridae. Gene Ontology annotation, cellular component: nucleus. Gene Ontology annotation, biological process: regulation of transcription by RNA polymerase II. The coding region runs from base 695 to 2056 and encodes 453 amino acids.
UUGUAUCCACGGUUACGUGAGCUCUAAAUCAAUGUAGUUUAUCAUGGAGAUACGUAGGCUAAAGUUAAGCUAUUUUUUAACAGCUAUGAAGGUAAGUGCUACUGUAGCAUUAUAUGCGUUGCUUUUGGCGUUGUAUCCAGGAUUUGCGACGUUGUGCUUGGUUUUAAACUCAUUUCGGUGCUACAGUAGCUAGCUCUAGCUAGCCUAGCUUUACUUCGAUUGUGAUGUUAGCUAGACUCAGUGUUUGUCUUUAUUAAUGGGGAUUUGUUAGUACGUUGUGGAAAGUGUGUGUAAUAUGAUUUUAUGUUAUGUAGAUGCAGACAGUCUUGUGAGUCUCAAGGUAUUUAACACAUUGACAUUUCCCUGCUGUAUGACUGUUAAGCCUGUGUUCUGCUCCUCUCUUUCACCACCCGUCUCUGGAGGAGGGGAUCCCUCACUGAAUUGCUUCUCCCAAUGUUUCUUCAAUUUUUUCUCCUCCAAUCCCCUACUGGCCAAUCAUACUUGAUCAUGGGUGGAGACUAGACAGAGAAGACACCUUAAGGCUCCAGAGAGACUACAGAGAUAGACUCAACCAUAGAGAGACUCAACCAGACACAGCAGUAACCACACAGAGGAUCAACCAGAGAAACAAGCUUCCAGACUCUAGAUACAGGAUCCAGAGAGACCAGACAGAGAACAAAGAGAGAGCUGAGUUAUGGAGACACAUCACUGUGAUACAUGUGGGAAGAGCCUUUCCUCAUCUAGUAACCUUAAGAAGCACAUGAAGAUCCACACUGGAGAGAAGUCCUACAGCUGUGACCUCUGUGGUAAAACCUUUAGCCGUGCUAGCAGUUUAACAAUUCACUGCAGAAUCCACACUGGAGAGAAGCCCUACAGCUGUGACCUCUGUGAUAAAACCUUUAGCCAGGCUGCCAAUUUCACAGUUCACCGCAGGACCCACACUGGAGAGAAGCCCUACAGCUGUGACCUCUGUGGAAAAACCUUUAGCCAGGCUGGUCAUUUCAGAGCUCAUAGCAGGAUCCACACUGGAGAGAAGCCCUACAGCUGUGACCUCUGUGGUAAAACCUUUAGCCGUGCUAGCAAUUUCACAGAUCACCGCAAAAUCCACACUGGAGAGAAGCCCUACAGCUGUGACCUCUGUGGUAAAACCUUUAUCAGUAAUAGCAGUUUCACAGUUCACCGCAGAAUCCACACUGGAGAGAAGCCCUACAGCUGUGACCUCUGUGGUAAAACCUUUAUCAGUAAUAGCAGUUUCACAGUUCACCGCAGAAUCCACACUGGAGAGAAGCCCUACAGCUGUGACCUCUGUGGUAAAACCUUUAGCAGUAAUAGCAGUUUCACAGUUCACAGCAGAACCCACACUGGAGAGAAGCCCUACAGCUGUGACCUCUGUGAUAAAACCUUUAGUAGUGGUAGCAGUUUCACAGUUCACCGCAGAAUCCACACUGGAGAGAAGCCCUACAGCUGUGACCUCUGUGGUAAAACCUUUAGCCAUGCUAACAGUUUCACAGUUCACAGCAGAAUCCACACUGGAGAGAAGUGCUACAGCUGUUACCUCUGUGAUAAAACCUUUAGCAGGUACAGAAAUUUCAUAGUUCACAGCAGGAUCCACACUGGAGAGAAGUGCUACAGCUGUUACCUCUGUGAUAAAACCUUUAGCAGGUAUAGAAAUUUCAUAGUUCACAGCAGGAUCCACACUGGAGAGAAGCCCUACAGCUGUGACCUCUGUGGAAAAACCUUUAGGCACGCUGGCAAUUUCACAGUUCACCGCAAGAUCCACACUGGAGAGAAGCCCUACAGCUGUGACGUCUGUGGUAAAUCCUUUAGCCAGGCUGGCCAGGUCAGAGCUCAUAGCAGGAUCCACACUGGAGAGAAGCCCUACAGCUGUGACCUCUGUGAUAAAACCUUUAGCUGUGCUAGCAGUGUCACAGUUCACCGCAGAAUCCACACUGGAGAGAAGCCCUACAGCUGUGACCUCUGUGACUAUUCAGGUAAAACAAAUGGCCAUCUGAAGAGUCACAUCCGUGUCCACAGUAGAAAAACCCCAAAGCCGUGAUGUCUGGGGCCAAGCUGUCCCAGCAGUCACCACCUGAGAGAACUUCUGUAUGACCCACAGCUGGAACUAAAUCUAAAAUCAUCUGCUGUUAGACUGCUCCUCCCAAGGUUUCUUCCAUUUUGUUGAUCAACUUUUAUUGAUGUAAUACUUUUUAGCCUGUGUUAGGAACCUUGUCUAGGGGGAAACGCUGUAACACUAGACAAACACACAAGACAGAACACACAUGCAAACAGGGCGAGGGACAGGGAACAACCUGUGUUCUGCACCUUUUGUUCACCAACUGUCUUUGGAGGAGGGGAGCACUGAACUGCUCCUCGCAAGGUUUCUUCUAUUCGUUCUCAAAUUUUUCUUGUCUUUCUAAAGGGUUACGGUUGGUUAGGGGUAGUUCUAUGGGUGUAUGUCAGGCCCUCUGUGACAUCGCUUGUAAAAAUGGCUAUACAAAUAAACUUGAUUUGAAUUUGAUGAUAAGUCGUCCAAUGCACACUGAUCUUUAUCCAUUGUUGAAGAAUACAACACACUUCUCUGUAUUUACAUUUGCAAGUAAAGGGUCAAGAGACUGGAUGGUUCUGAAACAAAGGGGUUUAUUGUCCUAUUUACAAGAUGAUAGCCUGAUAACAGCAGUUUACACCCUUCUCUCCUGCCUCCUGGAUGGUUCUGAAAUAAAAGGGUUGUAAUAGAAAAUUACUUUCUUUAAGAUGUCUAUACUAUUCUUUUGCCUAGACAUUUUUUUGUUUAGGUUUUAACUUCUGUAAAGCUAGAUUAACCUUUUGGCCUAAGACAGUAUUGCUUAAGUUUCCGCUUGCUGACCAAACGUCUAACAAAUUAGACUGUUUGACCCUGGUUGUUUUGCCCACACAGCAUGGAUUCUUCAACACAAGUUCCCUUUUCUUGUCUUAAGCUCCGUCUCUAGUGUUGAACAACUGUAUUACAG